AUGCUCUCUCACGCCGACCUCCUGGAUGCUCGGCUCGGGAUGAAGGAUGCUGCGGAGUUGCUCGGACAUCGAGAAGCUCUCAAGUGCCGGCUGGGAGGCGGUGUGCCAGACCAGGGGCAUCCAGGAGACAUGGCCCCUGGUUCAGACACUGUGGAAGGGACCACGCUCCUGCCGGGAGAAGACAUAGCGACGGUUGGAUCCAACUCGGCCGGCAUGCCGGUGAACGGGAAGGAUCAGGAGAAGCAGCAGCAGCAGCCGCCGCAGCAGAGUUCCGGUCAGACCGCCAGCCAGCAGAAACAGAAGCGGCACAGGACGCGCUUCACCCCGGCGCAGCUCAACGAGCUGGAGCGCAGCUUCGCCAAAACACACUACCCUGACAUCUUUAUGAGAGAGGAACUGGCGCUAAGGAUCGGUCUAACCGAGUCCAGAGUGCAGGUUUGGUUCCAGAACAGACGCGCCAAAUGGAAGAAGAGAAAGAAGACCACCAAUGUGUUCCGCGCCCCGGGGACGCUGCUCCCCACGCCGGGGCUGCCCCAGUUCUCUGCCGCGGCCGCCAUGGAGAACAGCCUGUGCUCCUUUCACGCCAAUGACUCCCGCUGGGCCACGGGGAUGCCGGGGGUCUCUCAGUUGCAGCUCCCGCCGGCCUUAGGUCGGCAGCCGGGCAUGGCGCAGUCCUUGUCACAGUGCAGCCUGGGCCCCGGGCCGCCGCCAAACUCCAUGGGCCUGUCCAACGGUCUGUCGUCUAACGGCUCCGGCCUGCAGUCCCACCUCUACCAGACGCCUUUCCCCGGGAUGUCAGCGUCUCUCUCCGGCCCCACGAACGUAACGGGCUCCCCGCAGCUGUGUAGUUCCCCGGACAGUGACAUGUGGAGAGGGACAAGCAUCGCGUCACUGCGGCGCAAAGCGCUGGAGCACACAGUGUCCAUGAGUUUCACUUAA
Messenger RNA from Sphaeramia orbicularis (orbiculate cardinalfish), 939 nucleotides. Its product is annotated as homeobox protein orthopedia B-like. Gene Ontology annotation, molecular function: DNA binding; DNA-binding transcription factor activity, RNA polymerase II-specific. The transcript has 3 exons. The record is from RefSeq and is a predicted model, not a curated record. NCBI's taxonomy places the organism in Eukaryota, Metazoa, Chordata, Actinopteri, Kurtiformes, Apogonidae. The coding region runs from base 1 to 939 and encodes 312 amino acids. Gene Ontology annotation, biological process: neuron differentiation; regulation of DNA-templated transcription.